This is a messenger RNA of Venustampulla echinocandica, 2403 nucleotides long. RefSeq names its product ARM repeat-containing protein. Lineage: Eukaryota; Fungi; Ascomycota; Leotiomycetes; Helotiales; Pleuroascaceae. The record is from RefSeq and is a predicted model, not a curated record. Gene Ontology annotation, biological process: ribosomal small subunit export from nucleus; endonucleolytic cleavage in ITS1 to separate SSU-rRNA from 5.8S rRNA and LSU-rRNA from tricistronic rRNA transcript (SSU-rRNA, 5.8S rRNA, LSU-rRNA); endonucleolytic cleavage to generate mature 5'-end of SSU-rRNA from (SSU-rRNA, 5.8S rRNA, LSU-rRNA). The transcript has a single exon. Gene Ontology annotation, cellular component: preribosome, small subunit precursor; 90S preribosome; nucleolus. The coding region runs from base 1 to 2403 and encodes 800 amino acids. Gene Ontology annotation, molecular function: RNA binding.
AUGCCCCGGGAAAACAAACACAGCCGAGGGCGGAGAAGCGAGAAAAAGGAGCAAAAGAGAAAAAGAGAAGAUGGUGAAGACGAAACCAACGAGCCCAAAAGGCAGAAAUCGCAGGACCCUGAAAAUCUCCCCGAAGAUGUAGAUUUUAUAGGUCUCGACAACUCUACUACCGCUCCUGAAGGCGGCCCUGGCGAGGGCACUGCUGGCACCGAGCGCCCAUUCUAUGGCAUGCUGGAAGAUGAAGAACAAGAAUAUUUCCGGCGGGCGGACGAGCUCCUCGAAUUGAACGAUUUCCCCUCGGCCGAAGAGCGGACUCUCUUCCUCGAGAAUGUAUACCGCGAGGCGGAAUCCGAGGAAUUGAAGCUCGCUUGUAGCCAGUCUUGUUCACGGUUGAUGGAGAGAUUGAUACUGUUGAGCACUUCAGAGCAGAAGAAGAAGCUAUAUGAGAAGUUUGCGGGGAAUUUUGCGCAUCUGGUGCAGCAUCGGUUUGCAAGCCAUUGUUGCGAGACUCUGUUCAUUCAAUCUGCGCCAGUGGUUACAGAGGAGCUUGCGGGUGGACCGAAGAAGAAGAAUGAGGAAGAAGAUGAGGGCGAGGCCAACGCGUCAAUGGAGAGUCUAUUCCUUGCUACCUUGGAUGAACUCGAAGGGCAAAUGUCGUUCCUGUUGACGGAUCGAUUCGCGUCCCAUACGCUCAGGGUUCUGCUGGUUAUAUUAUCUGGACGGCCAUUGGACCAAUCAUCGACCAACUCUCUGCUUCAAAGCAAGAAGAAAGAGAAGAUUGCUAUUGCCAACAUGGACAAUACCCCUUCAAAGGUUUCUUUGGGCAAGCGAGUGGUUCCCGAAUCCUUCCAGUUCGCCGUCGAAAAGAUAAUAUCGGACACCAUCGCAACAAUGGAUCCUUCUUUUAUCCGAGUCCUUGCCACACAUCCCACAGGCAACCCGACAUUACAACUGCUCCUCGAGCUGGAACUUACCAAUCCUAACACUAAGAAAGGAAGCAACGCCGAACAGAAAACUAUCAUUUCAGCGCUUCUCCCCGACGAUAUAGGCACCGAAGGCUCCUCUUCCAUCUUUAUAAACGGCAUUCUCUAUGACCCUAUAGGCUCUCGCCUCCUCGAAACAAUCUGCUCACAUGCCCCAGGCAAGUUGUUCAAACAGAUCUACCGGACUACAUUUAAAGAGCGGAUUGCAAGUCUGGCACGAAAUGAAAUAUCAAGCUACGCGGUAAUUCGCGUACUCAACCGUCUGAGCAAGGAAGAUCUGGAAGAAGCGGUGGAGAAUAUCACCCCACAAAUUGCGGGAUUGGUGGAGAGGUCACGGACUGUCAUUAUCAAAACUUUGCUUGAGAGAUGCCACACCAGGAAAUCCGAGAAGUCUGUGAAGUCCCUGACGGAUGCUAUUGCCUCGGCCUAUGGCUCUGAUCCCUCUACUCUUGCCCUGAAGAUGUCGUGUAUAGACGACAUCGAUGCCCUUACGAAAGCCAUCAUCUCUCCCCCCGCAGCCCCCGCCGAAGAGGUUGAAGCUGGAGAUACCGACGAGAAAAAAGAUGCAACGAGCAAAGCAAAGGCGCCGCAAACACCAGCAAUCCCCAAACCAACACCCCAACAAACCCACGGCUCACUCUUAGCACAAAGCAUGCUCGCCCUCCCCGGCGCGCCCUCCGCUCUCCUCCAAACGUCACUCCUGGCGCUCUCUCCAUCUGUGCUCCUCACUCUAGCAAUCUACAAACCAACCUCCCACAUCCUCCAAUCCGCCCUACAGGCAGCCGCAACCCCCCCAACCUUCCGGCGCAAACUGCUUAACGCUCUGCUCUUUUCCACAGUAUCAUCAACAUCCGAGCAGGAGCAAGAACAGGCCCAGGAUCCAGCCCUAACCCUCGCUCUCUCCGCAACCGGUUCUCACACACUCGACGCCAUCCUCCUUAGCACAGCCUCAACAUCCUCUCUGUUCACACUCACCGAACGCGUAGCUCAACGCCUAACAACCCACGAGUCCACAUUGCGUGAUUCAUUCACCGGAAGAAUCGUGUGGAGGAAUUGGUUCAUGGACCUGUUUAACCGCCGACGAGGGGAUUGGGUGAACAAGAUAAAAACGCACGCCGCCUCACUUGUCCCUCAACCGUCUACCUCUCGCUCCGAGAACACAGCAACCAAGAACGAAGGUGCAAAGCAAGGAAAGAAGGCGAAAAAGUCGGGAUCUCAGAUAGUUGAUACUACCGAGGAUUCAUCGACGAAGCCAGCUAAAUCAGCAAUCCAACUCGCACGCGAGAAAUUUGCUGCGAAGAAGCUUGCCCAGGGACCUUCUCAAUUCAAACCAAAAGCUCCCAAGCAGAAGCAAGACAGCACAGAUGCACUAUCGGACCAGGGCAAUAUCCACCCAAGUCGGAAGAUCGCCGCUGGUUAG